This is a messenger RNA of Gadus morhua (Atlantic cod), 10997 nucleotides long. RefSeq names its product ATM serine/threonine kinase (gene atm). The transcript has 63 exons. The record is from RefSeq and is a predicted model, not a curated record. Gene Ontology annotation, biological process: DNA repair. The coding region runs from base 187 to 9465 and encodes 3092 amino acids. Gene Ontology annotation, molecular function: protein binding; protein serine/threonine kinase activity. NCBI's taxonomy places the organism in Eukaryota, Metazoa, Chordata, Actinopteri, Gadiformes, Gadidae.
CAGUACUGGGGCGGGAGUUUCCUGCGUGUUGAGUUGGCCAGCGUUAACGUACAGCCCAUACCUGCUGGUGCUGCUACUGCUGUGUCUUUAUCUCAAGAUUAAAUGCAUUUGUAGCGAUUGACAGGAUAGCAAAGCACUUUUUAUACAGAAGAACAUAAUCGUAUCCAUCAUAGGAAACGUGGUGCAAUGAGCCUCGCUCUGCAUGAUCUCCUGGUCUGCUGUAAGGGGCUGGAUAAUGACAAAGCUACAGAGAGAAAGAAAGAAGCGGAGCGCUUCAGAAGGCUCCUCAAAGAUCCAGAAACGGUGCAGGAGUUGGAUCGCACCUCAGGACCUAAAGCCGCCAAAGGCUCAAAGCAACUCUCCUGGGAUUCUGUUUUCAGGUUCUUGCAGCGCUACGUCCAGAAGGAAACGGAGCACCUCCAGUCAAGUAAAGCCACGGUUUCGGACACCACAAUCGCAACACGGCUGAAGAAGAUGGCCGAGAUGUGUAGCUUGGUCAAAUACUUUAUUCGCUGUGCCAACAAACGUGGGCCACGGCUGCAGUUCAAGGAGCUGCUGAGGCAUGUGAUGGAGGUUCUGCAGAGUUCCUACAGCUGCUCAGCCUAUGGAGAGGAGUACAGCAGCCUGCUGGUCAAGGACGUGCUCUCCGUCAGGAAGUACUGGUGUGAUGUCACAACCCAGCAGUGGCAAAAUCUCCUGGAGCUGUUCUGUGGGCUGUUCAACUCUUCCUCCACGGCCAUCAACCGUGUUCUGGUGAGCCGGGUGAUCAGCACGGUGGUGCAGGGCUGCUGCAUACAGACUGACGGCCUCCACAGCACUCUCUUCAGAUUCUUCUCCAAAGCACUGCUCAAUGUCAGGCAAGAGAAACACCUGCCCGUGGUUGAGCACCUGGUGUCCGCCCUCAACAUCUUCCUGAGGUCGGCCGCCAUGAACUGCCGGAUGAGGGUGUGCGGCUUAGGGGAGGAGCUUCUGCCCUCCGUGCUCUACGUGUGGGCGGACAUGAGGCCCAGCUCCGCCCUCAAAGACGAGAUGGUGGAUUUCUUCAACCUGCAGCUCUGCGUGCACCACCCCAAUGGAGCCAAGACACCGGAGACGGGGGCUCAUGCUGAGGACUGGAACAGGUGGCGCAGUCUUCUGUACAACCUGUACAACGAGCUGGUCUCGGAAAUCAGCCAUAUAGGCAGCAGAGGGAAGUACAUCAGUGGCACCCGACACAUAGCUGUCAAAGACAACCUCAUUGAGCUCACUGCGGACAUUUGUCACCAGCUGUUUACUGGAGACGUGGGCGUCCAGGUGCUGGAGGUGACCCAGCUGCCCGCCCGAUCCAGGGCUGGUGCCACAGAGGGAACUCCCAGCAAGCGGCGUCGCAUCGAGCUGGGCUGGGAGGUCCUCCGAGAACACCUUCAACCCCAGCACAGUGACUUUGACAUCAUACCAUGGCUUCAGAUCACCACGGUGCUGCUCUCCAAGUACCGGUCCACGGUGCCGGGUGGCGAGCUGGUCCCCCUGCUCUCUGUGCUGUGCCAGCUGCUGGGCGAGCAGCGCCGGGGCGAGAGGGGCGCCUACGUGCUGGGCUGCCUCAGGGAGCUGGCCCCCUGCCCGGCCGCCCACCCGGACCGAGCCCCGGAGUCCAGGGCGGAGCUGGACAGGCUGUGGGGCCGAGUGUGGACCCUGGCCCUGCGAGCGGUCGGCUCGCCGCAAAGCGAGGCCCUCAGCUUGGGCCUGCUGACGUCCAUCAUCCGGGCGGGGCUGAUGUCUAUGGAUAGGGAGUCCUGGAAGCUGUUCUCUGGCAUGGCGUGCAAACCCUCUCAGAGUGCAGCCGUCUGUCUGGCCCAGGCUCUGUUGAAGUGUGCCGUCCCCAAGCGUCUGGUGCGAGGCUCAGAUGUGGAUGGGUUCGGGUCCCAGAGUCUUAAGGAGGCUCUCGUUGGCUGGCUGCUGAUGUCAGACCAGAGCGAUGAGUCGGAUGACAGUGUCAAGCCAUACCCCAUCAUCUGCAGUGAUUUCUCUCUCAACCUUAUUGGAAACGUCCUGGUUUCCCUGACCCUGAAAGACACGAGGACAGGGCUCACCUGUCUGUUGGCCUCAGAAGGAUUAGAUAGGAUCCUGACCCAAGAGCAGGCCUCCCCAGAACCCAAAGACCCCUCCCUGGUGGAGUUGGAGCGGCUGUACCAGCACUUCAGCCUGGAGGCCCCCACCGGGGUUAACUACCAGAGCGUGGCGGUGGCCUCUGCCGCCGCCCCCAGCCAGCUCCCCUUGGUCCCCAGCCUCAGGGACAGGCUGCAGCAGUCGCUGCUGGCCGUGGCCGACAACCUACUGAACUGCUACUCCCCCAACUCCCCGACCACGGCUCCCGAGUGCCUGGUGCGCUGCCUGACCCUGCUGACAGGGGUCCUCGCUGGCUACGUCUCCACAGGGGCCCUGAGCCAGGAGGAGGCCUUCAAGUCCCCGCUAUUCAUUAAGGCCAAGGCCUUGGCCCAGGAGGUCAGCGAUUUUGUUUCAAGUGUGAUGGUGAAGAUGAAGGAGGAGGGAACUAUGGCAGCGCUCAGGACUGUGAUGAAGCUCUGCACUCUGUCGGCCAGCCCAGAGGCCCAGGACCACAUUUCCUCCAUCUCCUUCCGACUUUUCACAAGCAUCCUCCCUGCCAGACUCCUCACUGAACUGGCAGAGAUCUGCAAGCUGUUGCUGAGCAGUGUCUCCAGGACAGCCAGCGCACAUGUUGAAGACCAGCGCAGCAUGCUGGAGGACGAGUGGGAUGCAGUCCCGACUCAGCAGCCGCCACCGGUGGACCACUUUGACCUGCUGAGCGACGACGAGGUGCCUCACACCAGCACCAACCAACCCCACCGGGCCAACGGGGACGGGGCUGAGGUGGUGGCGUGUGGUCCGGGUGCAAAGAGCCUUUUGGCAGAAGAACAUCUGGCCAGCGAGGACCUGGCUCUCCUGGCGAGCCUUGAGUUCCUGUGUGUGUGUGCCUCGGUCCAGCCAGCCCACAGCCUGCUGUUCAAACCCCAGGAGGUGCGGCGCAAGCUGCUGCAGCUGCUGGAGCACGUGGACUUCAGCAGAGCACUGCAUGUCAACAUGUAUCUGGUCCUGUUGAAGAAGCUCCCCGCUGAGGACACGCUCUCACCAGAGGAGUUGGAUCUGCUGCUCAGGCCCCUGGCGGACUUGUGUUCGCUCUACCGCCAGGACCAGGAGGUCUGUGCCACGGUGCUGCUGGGGCUGUUACCGGCCAUCCAGUGCCUGGGACAGACCCACCACCCGGCCAGUGAGAUGCGCCACGUCCAGGGUAUGCUGCUGCAAGUCAUUUCCGGCUUCUGCAUCCUGGCCCAGACAGGGAAGUGCACAGCGGGUGUGCGUGCUGGUUUGGUGAAAUGCCUGGUUGCUUUACUGGAGGCUGACCCUUGUUGUGAGUGGGCGGUCCUAGACCUGAAGGAGGAGGAGCUUCCUGUAUCCGUGCUGCUGCCCUCUCACCUGGCCGACGCCCACCACCACGUCCGCAUGUUGGCCGCAAUGUCCGUGGAGAGGCUGUUUGUGGAGAUGAAAGCUGGCCAGCCAGAGAGGAGGAUGCUGCCACUGCAUCACCAGCAGGAGGCCUUUGAGAGAGUCUACCUCAAGGCUCAGGAGGGAAUGAGGUUCUCGCAGAGCGCCCCCUCGGAGGAGCUGCGCGACGAGGCGUUCAACCGCAAGGCCUCCCUGCUGAAGUGUGUGUCGGUGGUGCUGUGCUGCAGCCCCGUGUGUGAGAAGCAGGCCCUGUUCGCCCUCUUCCAGUCACACAAGGAGAACAACAUCGAGGAUCAGCUCAUCAAGAAGGUGCUGUGCAGUGUGUCCAGAGCGCUGGGCUACAGGAGUGUGAAGGGCUUUGUGAGCUCCCACCUGUACUACCUGGUGGCCGAGUGGCUGGGCCUGAGGCAGGCCGACGACCGCUACAACCUGGAGUCCUUCCCCUUCGCCCUGCUGGGCCACGACACGCUCCACGACUUCUACAGCGCCUCCUUCCAGGUGCUCAUCCCCCACCUGGUGUACCUGGAGGACUUUGAGCUGGUCAGGUCCAUCGGAGGCCUGCUGGGGAAGGACUGGAGGGAGCUGCUGGCCGACUGCUUCCCCAGGAUCAUGGUCAACAUCCUGCCGUACUUCGUGCUGUCCGGCCAGGACCCCCAGGUGGCCCUGCAGAGGGGGAGGGCCACCAAGGUGUACGACCUGCUGAAGGACAGCAGCUGCCUGGGGAAGCAGAGGAUCGACAGUCUGAUCCAGUCCAACCUGGCACACAUCGUGGUGGAGCUGCUGCUGACUCUGUACGAGGGGGCCGGGACAGGGGAGCAGGAGGGGGCGGACCUCCAGCGGUUCAUAGGUGAACUGGAUCCUGCACCGAACCCGCCCUACUUCAGCUCCCACGUGAUCAAAGCCACGCUGGACUACAUCAGCCGUUGUCACGGCGCAAACCAUAAGUCACUGGUCGCCAUUUUGUCCAAGAACCCGAUCUCCAUCCAGAGGAUCCUGCUGGCGCUGUGCGAGAAGGCGGUGGCGACGACCAACGGCUACGAGCGGCACCGCAUCCUGCUGAUGUACCACCUGCUGGUGGGCCUGCUGCUGGGGGAGAUGGAGGAGGGCCUGGGGGGCGCCUGGGCCUUCGUCCUGAGGGACAUCAUCUACACGCUCAUACACCACUUCAACAGCAGUCCGGAGCAGUGUGACGAGGUGUCCACCCGCAGCCUGCUGCUGUGCUGUGACCUUCUGGCCGCUGUGUGCCGGGCCGCGCUGCAGUUCUGCCCCGAUGCUCUGGAAUGCCACCUGCAGGUGAUCCUGGGUACUCUCACGGCUCAGGUGACCAGCCGACCGGCCAUCUCACAGCAGGUGCUCUCCCUCUUGAGGUUCCUGGUGGUGGAGAACCAGGAGAAGCUGCGCAGCGCCAUCUGCAGGUUGGAGCCCUUCCCCGACGGCCCUGGGGAGUUUAAAGAGCUGCGCUCCGUGCAGCACGAGCUGAAAUACAGCUCCGGGACCUUCACUCUGCGACAGGAGAUAGAGCACUUCCUGUCCGUGACUUCAUGUGACACGCUGCCGCUGACCCGACUGGAGGGUCUGAAGGAGCUGAGCAGACAGCUGAGGCAGAACAAGGCCGCCAUCAGAGAGCUGCUGAAGGAGUGCCAUGAGGAGCCCUCAGAGAGUGUGCUGGUGAAGUUGAUCCUCAGCCUGCUCCACCUGUGUAAGGUAGCAGCCAACCACCCUGGAGGAGCCCACAUCCUAGAGGCGGCAGGGAGCUGCCUGGGAGAGCUGGGUCCCAUCGACCUGUCCACCAUCGCCCUGCUGCACGGCAGAGACCCCCUCUACACCCGGGCUGUGACCCUGUUCCCCUCCAGCCACGCCCAGGGCCUCUACAUCCUGCUGGACUGCAUGAACCACGCCCUCACUCACCACAGUAUUGAGGUGAAGAAGGCCGCAGGUCAGUGUGUGAAGAGCAUCCUGGGGACUCAGUCGGGGGCUGACUUUUGGGAGCAGCACAAGGACAAGCAGGACCCCAUGCUGGCCUACCUCAACCCCUUCAGGACAGCCAAGAAGAAGCUGGAGGACGGGAACACAGAGGUCGGUCCGGAGGAGUCCAAAGAGCUGCUGGAGAGCCAGGGGUUGUGGGUUCCCCAGACGGGGGCCCACAAGCGGUGGCUCAAGACCCUGUGUGCUGCCCUGCUGGACAGCGGAGGGGUCCGCAACCACGUGCUGCUGCUGUCCCGGCCACUGUGUCUGGUGCGGGCAGACUUCUGCCAGCGGGCGCUGCCCCUGGUGGUGCACUCCAUCCUGCAGGGGGACCGCGACGGCUCCUGGCGCCUGCUCCUCUCCCGCCACGUCCAGGACUUCUUCACGUCCUGCUGCCGCAGCAGCCAGGCCUCGGGCCGCUCUGCCACCCCGCUCCCCGUGGAGUCCGGAGACUCAGACAUGGUGAUUCAGGGGUCUCUGGACAAAGCCUCCCUGAGGACCAUGCUGUCAGUGGUGGACUACCUCAGACACCAGCAGAGACCAGUAGACACGGACGGAUCCAGCAGUGCGGUGGGCGACACCAACUCCUGGCUGGAGCUCAACUUCCUGGAGGUGGCCCGGGCCGCCCAGGCCUGCUCGGCCCACUUCACGGCCCUGCUGUACAGCGAGAUCUACGUGGACAAGAUCAAGGCCAGCACAGAGGAGAGCCGCAGGGACCGUUCGAGAACGUCUCGCAGGAUCAACUUUGAGGAGAACAGCCAGACCUUCACCAUCUCCAACCUGACGCAGAAGAGCAUGGAGGACAACGGCAUCAGCCUACAGGAGCUGCUGAUGGAGGUGUAUCGCUGCAUUGGGGAGCCUGACAGUCUGUAUGGCUGCGGAGGGGAGAAGAUGAGCAGCCCUCUCACCAGGAUUCGAACCUAUGAACACGAGGCCAUGUGGGGGAAGGCCCUGAGCUCCUACGACCUCCACUCCAGCCUGCCAGAGGUCACCCGACAAGUGGGGAUUGUAGAGGCCCUGCAGAACUUUGGUCUGAGCGGCAUCCUGGCCACCUACCUUCGGGGGCUGGACAGUGAGGGGGUGGAGUGGGGGUCCGAGCUGAGGGAGCUCCGCUUCCAGGCCGCCUGGAGGAGCACCCAGUGGGACUGUGACCUGCCAGAGAGGAGUGAGAAAGCCAGCCCUGGCUUCAACGAGUCGGUGUUCGGGGCCCUGCUGGCUCUGAACGAUAAAGAGUUCUCAAUGUUUGACCGAACCCUGAAGUAUGCAAGGGGUGCGGAGGUGGAGGAGCUGUGCCGGGGCAGCCUGGAGGCCGUCUCCUCCCUCUACCCUGCUGUGAGGAACCUCCAGAGCCUGGGGGAGCUCCAGAGUGUGAGGCAGCUCUUCUCCAGACCCCUCUCGGACACCACCCUGGCUGAGGUGUGCAGGCAGUGGGGGCAGCACUCCCAGCUGCUGGCCGACAGCGACUUCCCCCUGGUGGAGCCCAUCCUGGCCCUGCGAUCCGCGACCAUGCAGACCCUGCUGGCCCGGGCGGGAGACCCCGACAGCACCUUGUUCCUCAGCUCGGUGCUCACCAACCACCUCAUGGAGCUCUGCCAGCUGGCGCGCAACGCCGGGAACACACAGCUGGCGGAGCGGGCCGUGUACCAGAUGAAGCAGCUCGCAAGCGGAGCGGCCCGAACGGCCGCCGCCUCGUCGUCGUGGCAACUGGAGGAAGCCCAGGUGUUCUGGGCCAAAGGCGAACAGGGUCCCGCCCUGGGCCUCCUCAAGGAGAUGAUCAACACGUUAGAGGGGCAGGUGGAUAUGAACCCAGCAUUGGUUCCUGUCUACACUGAGAGCAUGAGGCUGUGUGGUAACUGGCUUGCGGAGAGCUGCCUGGAGAGUCCGGGAGUCAUCCUGGAGAAAUACCUGGAGAGGGCUGUAGAGGUGCUGCAGGCUAACUCGGGCGAGCAGGACCCCCGCCUACAGAGCCAGCGGACCAAGGCCUUCCUGUCCCUGGCACGCUUCUCCGACUUCCAGUACCAGACCAUCGAAAAAUACAUGCGCUCCUCUGCGUUUGAGAACAAGCAGGUGCUACUGGAGAAGGCCAAGGCGGAGGUGGACCUGAUGAAGGAGCACAACGUCGACAGUAACAGGUACACUGUGAAACUAGAGAAGGAGCUAAAGAUGGAUGAGCUGGCGCUGUCCAACCUGCAGGGGGACCGGCGCCGCUUCCUGUGCAAGGCGGUGGACAACUACGUCCACUGCCUGGCGGAGGGGGAGCAGCACGACGACUGGGUGUUCCGCCUGGCCUCGCUGUGGCUGGAGAACGCCGACCUCAGGGAGGUCAACGCCAUGAUGAAGGUCGGUGUGAAGAGGAUUCCCUCCCAUAAGUUCCUGCCCCUAAUGUACCAGCUGGCGGCCCGCAUGGGCACCAAGAUGUCCACCGACAGCGCCGAGGACGUGGGCUUCCAUGACGUCCUCAAUGACCUGAUACUUCGCGCGUGCCUUCAGCACCCCCACCACACACUGUUCAUCAUCCUGGCUCUGGUCAACGCAAACAAGGACGCCAGCUUCACCAGCAAGUCCCGGCUGUCCAAGAACACGCCGCAGCAGCCCUCACCACUGGACCUGGAACGGUCAGAGGUGGCCCGGAAGAUCAUCAGCGUGGUGAGGAAGAAGAGGGGCGCAAUGCUGAAGGGUAUGGAGUACCUGUGUGAUGCGUACAUCACCCUGGCCUACAUGGACGCCAGCAGACACAAGCAGGAGAAGAAGCCUCUUCCCAUUCCUGCGGAUCAGCCCAUCAUGAAAAUACAAGACCUGGAAGAGGUCACCAUUCCCACUGUGGAGAUUAGGGUAGAUCCGUCGGGUUGCUAUGACAACGUGGUCACCAUACGCUCCUUCAAGCCCCAGUACCGCCUUGUCGGGGGAGUCAACCUGCCCAAGAUCAUCGACUGUGUGGGCUCGGACGGCAGGAGCCACCGACAGCUGGUCAAGGGCCAGGACGACCUGCGUCAGGACGCGGUGAUGCAGCAGGUGUUCUCCAUGUGCUCCACGCUGCUGCAGCGCAACGCCGAGACGCGGCGCAGGAAGCUCCACAUCCGCAGAUACAAGGUGGUCCCCUUCUCCCAGAGGAGCGGUGUGCUGGAGUGGUGCUCGGGCACGGUGCCCAUCGGGGAGUUCCUGGUGGACCCCCAGAAGGGGGCCCACGGGCGCUUCAGGCCCCGGGACUGGACCAACCUGGCCUGCCGGAAGAAGAUGAUGGACGCCCAAAAGCGUGGCCUGGAGGGGCAGCUGACGGCCUACAGCGAGGUGUGCAGACACUUCCGGCCCGUCUUCCGCCACUUCUGCAUGGAACGCUUCCUGGACCCGGCCGUGUGGAUGGAGAAGAGGCUGGCCUACACCCGCAGCGUGGCCACCUCCUCCAUCGUGGGUUACAUCGUUGGCCUGGGUGACCGGCACAUCCAGAACAUUCUGAUCGACGAGCAGACUGCAGAGCUCAUCCAUAUUGAUUUGGGCGUGGCCUUUGAGCAGGGCAAGAUCCUGCCCACCCCGGAGACGGUUCCCUUCCGGCUGACCCGGGACAUGGUGGAUGGCAUGGGCAUCACCGGAGUGGAGGGGGUGUUCAGGAGAUGCUGUGAGAAGACCAUGGAGGUGAUGAGGACCUCCCAAGAAGCGGUUCUCACCAUUGUCGAGGUGCUGCUGUACGACCCGCUGUUCGACUGGACCAUGAACCCCCUGAAGGCCUUCCAGCUGCAGCACGUAGAGCAGCAGGAGCUCAACGCCACGCUGCAGCCCACCCUGGGGGCCGACGACAUGGACCACCACGCCAAGGGCAGCAGUGACAGCCAGAGUUUCAACAAGGUGGCGGAGCGGGUGCUGCUGCGGCUCCAGGAUAAGCUGAAGGGGGUGGAGGAGGGGGCGGUGCUCAGUGUGGGGGGGCAGGUCAACCUGCUCAUCCAGCAGGCCAUGGACCCCAGCAACCUCAGCCGGCUCUUCUCCGGAUGGCAGGCCUGGGUGUAGAGGGUGGGGCAUGGGUGGUGGUGGUGGUGUGCUGCAACUGUCUUUGUAUAUAUAACCAUAGUGCAAAUCAAACCUGAUGCCUUUACCAGUAGAGCCACGACCAGUAGAGUACCAUUACCAGUAGAGCCACGACCAGUAGAGUAGUAUUACCAGUAGAGCCACGACCAGUAGAGUACCAUUACCAGUAGAGUCACGGCCAGAAGAGUACCAUUACCAGUAGAGUCAUGACCAGUAUAGUUACGGCCAGUAGAGUACCAUUACCAGUAGAGUCACAACCAGUAGAUUACCAUGACCAGUAGAGUACCAUUACUAGUAGAGGCACGGCCAGUAGAGUACCAUUACCAGUAGAGUCAUGACCAGUAGAGUACCAUUACCAGUAGAGUCAUGACCAGUAGAGUACCAUUACCAGUAGAAUCACGACCAGUAGAGUACCAUAACCAGUAGAGUCACGACCAGUAGAGUACCAUUACCAGUAGAGUCAUGACCAGUAGAGUUACGGCCAGUAGAGUACCAUUACCAUUAGAGUCAUGGCCAGUUAUGUUGGUAAUUGUUUGUUUUGAUCUGGCAGCAGAAUGUAAGACUUUCUAUAUAGAUACAGAUAUAGAUUAUAUAUAUCGAUAUAUAUAUAUGGUCCCGUGUUCAGUCUUCUGUCUACUUUGACGUUGUCAAAGUUCCUACGUCCUAGGUGUAAUCAUUUAGUUGUAGUUGGCUGCUUUGGAGCAUGCUGUGCUAUGCAACAGGACAUUACAUAUGAUCCCGGUAAAAAGCAGCUGCAUGUUAUUUGAGACGGUGAACCUCUCUGUAGUCCUUAUUGAGAAAUGUAUCGCCAGAUGACCACAAGCCGGUGAACCAAGUCCAUCGUUUUCUGAUGACCGCUGCACUCUACACCACAGAGGAACGUGGGAGAUCGGAGGCCAGGUCUGCCUCUCCCCCAGGCUGAGACGUGGGACCACAGCACACCAUACAGCGUUUAUUUGUGUUUAUUUUUGAACCUAGCAAUAGAUAUCGUCCAUUUUGUUUUUGUAAUACACCAAAGCAUAGAUUUUUAAGCGAGAGUGAGACAACUUUAUUCGAGUAAUAAAUUGAAUGUAAAACUAAUUACAAUUAGUUUGAAAAGAAAGCCUUAUUACAAUGAUGCCUUAAGUGAGUGUAUUGGAGGGCGUGUUGCACCUCCCUUAUAAAUGCAUAGGUUUCAUUUUAUUCUGACUGCCGUCGUUUUUUGCCCUGUGACCAAUCCCCGGCCCCAGAUAGAGACCAAACUUGACUGUUAUUAUUGAAAGACUGUUCCGGGUUUAAACCCCAAAUGUACAUAGAGAAUGUGUAAAAUUGUAUAACUUGUAAUAACUAAUAAUUUCGCUCUGUUUUUUAUAAAUGUUGUCACCCUUCUUCCGUCCUGUUAUACUGUUACUUUAUUAUUUAUAUCAAGAUUUUACAAAAUAAUUAAAAAGGACUUAUGAACUUUGCAUACAUGCCCCACUGAAAACUGGUCCUUUGGUUUCACAAUAAAAGCCACAAACCUCCUGCAGAACAUC